Messenger RNA from Trichechus manatus latirostris (Florida manatee), 2257 nucleotides. It is a transcript of the gene LRRC14, whose product is annotated as leucine rich repeat containing 14. Gene Ontology annotation, cellular component: cytoplasm. Gene Ontology annotation, molecular function: kinase binding. The coding region runs from base 105 to 1592 and encodes 495 amino acids. Lineage: Eukaryota; Metazoa; Chordata; Mammalia; Sirenia; Trichechidae. The record is from RefSeq and is a predicted model, not a curated record. The transcript is spliced from 3 exons.
GGCACCUUGCUGGGCAUUUCUUCCACCAGUGCGUGGAGUGGCUGGGGUCUGCCCUCCCCUGAACACCCUUCUCCUGCAGGUAGCCGCCUGCCCGGCCCAGCGCCAUGCACACGUUGGUGUUCCUGAGCACGCGGCAGGUGCUCCAGUGCCAGCCAGCUGCCUGCCGGGCCCUGCCCCUGCUGCCACGUGAGCUUUUCCCGCUGCUGUUCAAGGUGGCCUUCAUGGACAAGAAGACAGCCGUGCUGCGUGAGCUGGUGCACACGUGGCCCUUUCCUCUACUCAGCUUCCAGCAGCUGCUGCAGGAGUGUGCCCACUGUAGCCGUGCCCUGCUGCAGGAGCGGCCCAGCACAGAGAGCGUGCAGGCCGUGAUCCUGGGGCUCACUGCCCGGCUCCACACACCGGAGGCCGAGGCUGAUGCUGGCACACAGCCCCUCUGCAGGAAGCACGUUCUGCGUGUGCUGGACAUGACGGGCCUUCUGGAUGAUGGUGUGGAGCAGGAUCCUGGCACCAUGAGCAUGUGGGACUGCACUGCAGCCGUGGCCCGCACCUGCAUUGCCCAGCAGCAGGGGGCCGCUGUGGAGCCGGGGCCGGCGCCCACCCCUGUGGAGGUUCGUGUGGACCUGCGCGUGAACCGGGCCUCUUAUGCCUUCCUACGGGAGGCGCUCCGAAGCAGUGUGGGCAGCCCGCUGCGUCUCUGCUGUCGCGAUCUGCGGGCUGAGGACCUGCCCAUGCGCAACACGGUGGCCCUGCUACAGCUCUUGGAUGCGGGCUGCCUUCGCCGCGUGGACCUGCGCUUCAACAACCUGGGCCUGCGUGGCCUGUCAGUCAUCAUCCCACAUGUGGCCCGCUUCCAGCACCUGGCCAGCCUGCGGCUGCACUACGUGCAUGGAGACUCACGGCAGCCCUCUGUGGAUGGCGAGGACAACUUCCGCUACUUCCUGGCCCAGAUGGGGCGCUUCACCUGUCUGCGGGAGCUCAGCGUGGGCUCCUCUCUGCUCUCGGGGCGGCUGGACCAGCUGCUCAGCACCCUGCAGAGCCCCCUGGAGAGCCUGGAGCUGGCCUUUUGUGCCCUGCUGCCCGAGGACCUGCGCUUCCUGGCCCGGAGUCCCCAUGCUGCGCACCUCAAGAAGCUGGACCUGAGCGGCAAUGACCUGUCUGGGAACCAGCUGGUGCCCUUCCAGGGCCUCCUGGAGGCGGCAGCAGCCACACUGCUGCACCUGGAGCUGACGGAGUGCCAGCUGGCUGACACCCAGCUGCUAGCCACGCUGCCUGCCCUGACUCACUGUGUGGGCCUCCGCUACCUUGGCCUCUAUGGCAACCCGCUGUCCAUGGCAGGCCUCAAGGAGCUGCUGCGGGACUCGGCAGCACAGGCUGAGCUGCGCACUGUAGUGCACCCCUUCCCUGUGGACUGCUAUGAGGGCCUGCCCUGGCCACCGCCUGCCUCCGUCUUGCUGGAGGCCUCUAUCAAUGAGGAGAAGUUUGCCCGCGUGGAGGCUGAGCUGCACCAGCUGCUUCUGGCCUCGGGCCGUGCUCAUGUGCUCUGGACCACAGACAUCUACGGGCGCCUGGCCGCGGAUUACUUCAGCCUGUGACUGCCGGAUUCUGGUCCAGGUGGCUGUCCUGAGAUCCAGGGCAGGCACAGCUGUUGCUGGGACCUUGCUGAGGUCUCCAGGACCCACUCAAAGGCACUUGUCUCAGGUCUCCUCCACGUUCCUGCUUCCCUUUCCACAGGCUCUGUCUCGCUCCUGUCCACGCCCGCGGCAUGCCACACAGGGUGGCCCUGACCUGACCACCCAUGGCCCCAAGGCUUGCAGCAACCCUGCUGGUUGGCUGCACUCGUUGGCCCUCCUGGGUUGUGGCCCUUUUCACAGAAUACUCCUUGGAUCCCAGCUGUAAACUUGCCAGGUUUUGUCUCUAGGUCUUUCCCGCCCCCUUCCCAAGAGCCAAGUGCCCUGGGGAUGAAGUUGGGGGAGGCGUCUGUUCCAGGGUCUGGACUCUGGGUUCUCCCUGCUCCCCUCACCCGAGCACCCAGGACACUCCUGUCCUGCACCACCUCAGCCGGCCUUAGCAGUGGGGCCUGGGAGGAGGAAUGUUAACAAGGUGGGAAACGUCCAGCGUGUUUGCAACUUGUAUUUGUGGCUGUGUUGUUCUUAUUAGCUGAGUGAGUCGUGCCAUCCUGGCUCCCCUCUGGUCCCCAGCACGGCAUUAGCUAACUUCUGCCAUCCAGCCUCUUGUCACCACCCCUACCCCCGGCUUU